Molecule: messenger RNA, 1809 nt
Organism: Bufo bufo (common toad)
Lineage: Eukaryota; Metazoa; Chordata; Amphibia; Anura; Bufonidae
Product: mucin-6-like
Exons: 13
Coding region: 1-1809 (602 amino acids)
Cellular component (GO): extracellular matrix
Source: RefSeq, a predicted model, not a curated record
AUGGCCCUGUCCAUACCAUGGCCAUCACAAAUGAAACCAUGCUUCACAACAGAGCACCGGGAAGCAGCUAUUAACUGCAGUGAUAACCAGACCCCCUGUGGUCGGACCUGUCUCUCUCUUUCUAAUAUGGAGUUGGAGUGCUACCCCAUUGACGGCUGUAACUGUCCUCUGGGACUGUACCUGAAUAACAAACGGCAGUGUGUUCCAAAAUCACAAUGUCCCUGCUACUUGGAUGCAAACACUAUCGUAAUGCCCAACCAGCAAACCACCUUCAAUGGUCUCACAUGUUAUUGCGUCAGUGGAAGACUCAGCUGCAUAGGAAAACCAAUGGAUUUUGAAGAAACUUGCAUGGCUCCUAAAGUAAUGAAGACCUGUGGGUCCCUGUCUGAUAAAUUCGGAGCAGCUUGUGCCCCAACAUGUCAGCUUCUGGCUACUGGUAUCCGCUGCGUACCCACUAAGUGUGAGGCUGGUUGUGUUUGCCCUGCUGGGACGUAUGAGGAUCUUGAUGGCAGCUGUGUAGAAGAGAGCGAUUGUUCCUGUGAAUAUGGUGGCAUCAUUUACAGAAGUGGAGAGUCCAUGUUUGGAGAUUGUCAGAGCUGCACCUGCAGUGGAGGACAAUGGCAUUGUGAGGAGACUCCGAACUGUUCCUCCACCUGUAUGAUGUUUGGGGAGAGUCACAUCAAAACAUUCGACGGACAACAAUACUUGUUUGAUGGGAACUGUGAAUACACCUUAGUCACUGAUGGAUGUAGAUUGAACACAUUGUCGUCUUCAUUUAAGAUAGUCACAGAAAAUGUCAUUUGUGGAACCACUGGAGCAACCUGCGCUCGGUCCAUGACAGCCACCAUUGGGAACACAGAGCUAAAGUUGUUUGAUGGAAAAUAUACCAUCUCCCAUGAAACACCCGAUGUGGAUAUUGUAGUACAGAACAACACCCUCUACAUCAUGUUUGAUAUCACUAUCCCUGAUAAGUUCUACAUCUCACUCACCUGGAACAAGAAUAUGAAUUUGUUCAUCAAGAUAUUAAAGCUUGGCAAGGAAUCAGUAUGUGGUCUUUGUGGAAACUAUAAUGGCAACAUAAAUGAUGACUUUGAAACAAGAAGCAAAUAUGUGGCUUCUACUCAGCUUGAGUUCAUAAACUCAUGGAAAGAUAGACCAACAUGCAUGGAUGUCAACGCUGCCGUAGAUCCCUGUGGACAAAAUCCACAACGGAAGAGCUGGGGUGAAAAGAGUUGUCAAGUUCUGAAGUCUAAACCUUUUGAGGCCUGCAAUAAAGUGGUGAAUCAUCAAAAAUACUUUCAGGCUUGUCUAAAUGAUGCUUGUGCAUGUGACACAGGAGGAGAAUGGGAAUGCCUUUGUGAAGCUGUCCAAGCCUAUGCUGCAGCAUGUCUUAGUGCUGGAAUUUGUGUUGACUGGAGAACACCAGAUUUUUGCCCUGAACCAUCAACUACAACACCAGUGCCAAGCACAGCGCCUACAUCAACCCCAACUUCAACAUCAAGCACAAUUCCAGCUUCUCCGUCCCUAUCAGAUGCUUGUUGGGGUCUGGGAACCUUCUUAAAUUCAAUGCCCAGCAACACCAGAAAAAUCAACAAAAACACAACAAACAUCUUCAACCUCUACAUCUACUUCCUCAACAACAAGUUCAACUACCACCUCUCACUCACCAUCAACAAUACAUGUAACUCCUACAACAACUUCAACUACUAUUACUUAUAUACCAAGAACAACACCUACACCUUCAAUACCCCCAACAACUUCAACUACCACUACUCACUCACCUUCUUCAUCUCCUACACCGAUCACUAA